AUGGCAGAGAAUUUUGAUGUGGAUUCUAGUUUUUCCUCGUGGUUAGAUACUUAUUUCAAUUCAAAAUUGCUUCCAGUGUUAUUAUCAAAAGGUGAGGUUGCUACUUCACGUAUUGAACAACACUACUCCCAACCAGGAAAUGAAAUGGAGAAAACGUUAAGUGAACUAGUAGAAAUCAACAAUGACGAUGAUUUACUCUAUCCUCCAUCGAUAAUGGAAUGUUCUGUUAGUGUUGCAAAUUGCAAGAACAAGUAUUGGGGGAAAUGUGCUCAGUGUGGACCCACAGAGGGGGUUAUCCAGCGCCACAAGGAGGACGAUCAAAAACUGUUGAACAAAUUGAUAUUAAUUGGAGCUGGCGAGUCAGGCAAAAGUACAAUUGUCAAACAGAUGAAAAUCAUCCAUGAAACUGGAUAUUCCAAAGAAGAAUGUGAACAGUAUAGACCUUUAGUAUACAGCAUCACAAUACAAAGUCUGAUAACCAUCAUAUUAGCCAUGGGCCAACUCAGAAUCAACUUUGCAGACUCCAGUAGAGCCGUGGAUGAUGCCAGGCUAUUUUUCACACUAGCAAGCGCUGCUGAUGAAGCAAUGCUUACAUAUGACUUCGUUCAGGUAAUGAAACGAUUGAGGAUGACCGGAGGGGUGCAGUAUUGUUUCUCUCGCUCCCGGGAAUACCAGUUGAACGAUUCAGCUGCCUAUUAUCUCAACGCCUUAGACCGUAUCUCACCACCCAACAACGUACCUACGCAGCAAGAUGUCCUGAGAACAAGAGUGAAAACCACAGGAAUUAUCAAAACACAAUUUUCAUUCAAAGGACUUCGUUUCAAGAUGUUUGACGUCGGCGGACAGCGAUCAGAACAUAAAAAGUGGAUUCACUGUUUCGAAGGAGUGACAUCCAUUAUCUUUUGCGUGGCGUUAUCAGAUUACGAUCUGGUGUUAGCCGAAGACGAAGAGGAAUGGAUAUCUCCACCGUAA
Molecule: messenger RNA, 972 nt
Organism: Daphnia pulicaria
Lineage: Eukaryota; Metazoa; Arthropoda; Branchiopoda; Diplostraca; Daphniidae
Product: guanine nucleotide-binding protein G(i) subunit alpha-like
Exons: 7
Coding region: 1-972 (323 amino acids)
Biological process (GO): adenylate cyclase-modulating G protein-coupled receptor signaling pathway
Cellular component (GO): heterotrimeric G-protein complex
Molecular function (GO): guanyl nucleotide binding; GTPase activity; G-protein beta/gamma-subunit complex binding
Source: RefSeq, a predicted model, not a curated record